Molecule: messenger RNA, 504 nt
Organism: Eimeria mitis
Lineage: Eukaryota; Apicomplexa; Conoidasida; Eucoccidiorida; Eimeriidae
Product: SAG family member
Exons: 4
Coding region: 1-504 (167 amino acids)
Source: RefSeq, a predicted model, not a curated record
AUGCUGUUCACUGGGCAGCGUUUCGUCCCCGUUGAGGGCCAAAGUGAUAAGGCUGUGUGCCUCGCUGAGAUCAACGGUGCUCGUGAAGCCGCUGGACUCCCACACUUCACAGCGGCCGAGAAUAAAGAAAUAUGGCCUGGAACAGAAGAAGGAGAUAACACCCACUGGGAUCCUGUUUGUGAAGCCCUAAUAGCAAAAGAUGCAGAAGGCGCAAAAGUAGAGAAAACAAGUGCAAAUGGAUUCAAGAGUGGCACAUAUGCCUUUAUGGCCUUGGAGUCGGACACGCCUGACUGCACCGCCGCAGUUGACCACUGGAAGGACGCCGUCAGCAACUUCACCUCAGUCCCUCCACCGAAAACUGGAGAAGAGGAACCCUACGAUAAACAACAUAACAUCUCUUUUGUUGCUAUGUUCAACCCUUCAGAGAAUGCAAGUUCUGCCUCUGUUGUUGCCCCGAAUUUGCUUGUCUUUGCUAUUGCGGCCAUCGGUCUGGCUGCCCUUUGA